AUGGCAGAAAUAGUUAUUGACACUUUGAAGACUGAUCCAAGUGACAUUAAAUUGGAGAAAUUGAAAACCCUUAAAUUUCAAAUGAUCGGCAGUCAUGAAAACAAGGAGAUCUAUUUUAACUAGGGACUUGUAGAGAUUCUAUUCUCGAUGGUGAGCACAGAAUUAGAUGACAAGAUUUUGAAGGAAAUAAUCACCUCAAUUAAUUGCUACUUCUUUAACUUCCCUUAGGCUUAAGAGUGCUUUAAGUUUUUUAGCAGUACUUUUGUUCAGAUGCACUUUUUCUUGACUACUUAUAAGGAUUCCUCACCUUAAUUUAUAGAUAUGGUACUAAGAAUCAUUAGAAAUUCUCUAGUGUCUGGAAUCGUGAAGGCUAAAGAUUUUGAGAACCAGAAUCUAAUUCUUGAACUUGGUACAUUCUUGAAUACCAAAGUUAGAAUCUCUCUGAUAGCUUAGAUCCUUACUAUUCUCUGUCAAAGCAAAGAUUUAAAGCUAGAAAUCGAACAAAACAGAUAGAUACUUGAAAAAAUUCUUGAACAGAUUACUAAAAAUCAAUAUAUAAUCUCAGAUGAGUGCUUGGCAAACUGUGUCUGCGCUCUGGCUGAGGCAAGUGACAAGAAUCAGCAGAUCUCCAGUUUCAUUUUGACAUACCCGCAGGCAGUUGAUGAGUUGACUAAACAUCUUAGACAUCCAGAUAAUGUGAUGAAGGUGAAGUCAUCUAGAAUUUUGUCGAACAUCAAUAGAUAUUACAAACUUCCGACCUUGUAACAAUAGCAGUUUAAAUGGGUAAUCAUGCAAAUGUCUCAGUUACUGCCUGUUUUCUAAGAUGAUUAAGCUUUGAUUAAAGAGAUCUGUAAGAUCAUGAGAGACUUGGCCAAGAAAUCCAAGGAACGCAAGCAUUUGCAAAAAGUGGCUGGUGAUAUAUUGGCGAUUGAGAAACUAACUGAUUUGAUACUAACGUGUAAAAAAGCGAGUGAGGAAGCCUUUGAUGUUGAUGCGUUUAUUGGAGACCAACCAGUCUUAUAAUCUAGCUUCAAAUCUAUGAUACUUAGGACAUUAGCAGCAUUAUCAAGAGAUGAAGAGAAAUGCAGAAAGAAAAUUAUUGAGAACAAGAAGUUCUUGGACGAGUUAUUGCAAUUGAUAAAAUCUGCCAACAAAGACCAGAAUUAUGCGGCCUGCAAGUUAUUCGUGUCCCUCUCUAGAUCAGACAAGAUGCUAAAGCAAAUUAUACUUGAUUCAGGUGAGUUCUUGAAGGAGCUCACGAAGUUUUUCCUGGAGUCAGACAGCGAGCCGAAGCUCUAAAGUACCUGCUGCAAGGCCUUAUGCAACUUAGCUUUUGACUUCUAAAAGUAACUAUCCAGCGAUGCUCUGCUUCUGAGGAAGUUAGUACUGUGCAUUGAUGGGUAAAAUGAAGAACUCAGAGUGGCUUCUUGCUAUACUUUGAAGAAUCUCUUGUUUAGGUGCAAUAAAGAUAUCAAGAUAAUAGUUGUAAAGGAAUUGACUAGCAGAAGACUUAUUUAACUCAUGUCAGACUCAAACUCUAAGAUCUAGGAACAAGCACUUAUGAUUUACAGAAAUCUGCUGCAUCAAACAGAGUAAGACAUAUAGUAGGUGCUCUCUGAUGGGGGCGAUGAGUUUCUGGCUAAACUGGAGACUAAAUUAGACGAUAAGAAUCAGGCUAUUGUUCUGCACAGUCUCUACAUUCUAUCAAGCAUUGCAAGUGGAAACUAAAAGCAAAAGAAGAUUGCGAUGGAUGAGAGAUUCUUCAACAGAUGCCUGCAGAUACUUAAGAGCACUGACAGUUCUCAGAUAAAGAUAGGAGUGCUGAACUACAUCACUAGUCUAGCAUUCAAGGAGAGCGGGGGUUCUUCGGAAAGCAAAAUCAAGAAGUAUUUGACUGAUAUGAAGAUCGGAGACUUGUUAGAGAGUCUGAAGGAAAAGGAGAGAGACCCAGAAGUUAGAGGCUACAUUCAAAGAGCACUUAAAAAACUUAAUUGA
Molecule: messenger RNA, 1995 nt
Organism: Stylonychia lemnae
Lineage: Eukaryota; Ciliophora; Spirotrichea; Sporadotrichida; Oxytrichidae
Source: the annotation of a GenBank genome assembly